This is a messenger RNA of Cyphellophora europaea CBS 101466, 555 nucleotides long. Its product is annotated as ribosomal protein S12. Gene Ontology annotation, cellular component: small ribosomal subunit; ribosome. The transcript has a single exon. Bases 1 to 555 code for a protein of 184 amino acids. The record is from RefSeq and is a predicted model, not a curated record. Gene Ontology annotation, biological process: translation. Lineage: Eukaryota; Fungi; Ascomycota; Eurotiomycetes; Chaetothyriales; Cyphellophoraceae. Gene Ontology annotation, molecular function: structural constituent of ribosome.
AUGCUCUCCGUCCCUUCCCCUUUGCUGCUGCGCGCAAUGCGAUCCCUGCUCCGGCCGCAGACCCUUUCCGUACCUACACGCGCAACCCUCAAAUAUACCGCCACUGCUACUACUCCCACGCUCCGCCAAACGACCACAGCCCGCGCAUUCUCACAGUCUGCGAAGCGCUCCAUGACGCUUAACCAAGUUCGAAAAUCACCGCGCACGUCAAAGAAGGCUCGCCGACCUAUCUCGCCCGCCAUGCGCGACCGCCCGGAGAUGAAGGGCGUCUGCCUCAAGGUCGGCAUCACGAAGCCCAAGAAGCCCAAUUCCGGGCAGCGCAAGACGGCCAAGGUCAGAUUGUCCAGCGGGCGUGUGGUGUCGUGCUACAUUCCCGGAGAAGGUCAUAACGUGCAGCAGCACAGUGUGGUGAUGGUGAGGGGCGGCAGGAGUCAGGAUUGUCCUGGUGUGCGGUACCAUCUUGUCCGCGGGGCGUUGGAUCUGGGUGGUGUGCCUGGAAGGAUCAGGGCAAGGAGCAAGUACGGCACGAAGAAACCGAAGAGCUUGCAGGUGUGA